Molecule: messenger RNA, 720 nt
Organism: Coffea arabica (coffee)
Lineage: Eukaryota; Viridiplantae; Streptophyta; Magnoliopsida; Gentianales; Rubiaceae
Source: RefSeq, a predicted model, not a curated record
AUGCCAACAGAUAAUGGAAAUGGAGAUGAUCAUGGGUGGUGGCUAGCGGUGGCAGCAUGGUGUGGUAGCAAUGGUGAUGAGCAAAAAUGGCGCAAGCAACAGAGUUUGAGUUCCAUGUCACUUGUCAGGAUAAUUGUACUAUCAUCUUCUUUAAGGUCGGUGUUGGUCUGUGAGGCAGCUGAAGCACCUGAUCCCGUGCUCGACAUCGAUGGAAAGAAGCUCAGGGCAGGCGUGGACUACUACAUUUUACCAAUCAUCCGUGGCCGAGGCGGCGGCCUUACUCUUGCCAGCCCGACGGGGGAUACUUGCCCUCUCAGCGUGAUUCAGGAGCAAUUGGAAGUCAAACAUGGCCUCCCGUUGAUUUUCACACCAGUCAACCCUAAAAAAGAUGUUGUUCGUGUUUCCACUGAUUUAAACAUCAAGUUUUCAGCUUCAACAAUUUGUGUUGAGUCAACUGUGUGGAAGUUUGAGUAUGAUGAAAUAUUAGGGCAAUACUUCAUAUAUGAUGGUGCAGUUGAGGGAAACCCUGGUCGUGAAACUGUAGACAAUUGGUUUAAGAUUGAAAAUUUUGAUGAUAAAGACUAUAAGCUUGUUUUUUGUCCCACGGUUUGCAAAUUCUGCAAGGUGAUAUGCAAGGAUGUUGGCAUUUUUGUUCAAGGUGGAACUAGACGUCUUGCUUUGAGUGAUGUACCACUCAGGAUUAUGUUCAAGAAAGCUUGA